AUGGAAUUGAAACAAUCCAGCCAGAAUAAUACUGCUGGAGAUAUUUCAAUCAAACCAUUCACUUCAUAUGACUCUAAUAUUUAUCUCAAACAUCCUCAUUCUCUCUCAUAUUCUUCUAAUUUCAUUUUUCUUUCCUCAAAUUUUAUUACAAUCGACCAAUCUGAUGCCAAAUAUUAUGACAAAUAUUAUAAACAGCAAAACCAGAGUUCAAAAAUUGACAUUGAUUCAAAAAAUUACAAAUUUUUCCCAAUAACAGAUCUAAAAUCAUCAUAUAUACUCGCAUAUUAUCAAAAAGAAAUAAGAAUCUACAACCAAGGUUUUAAUCUAUUAAAACAGAUUAUUUUCGAAGGAAAUAUUUCUCAUCUUUGCCAGCUUCCAUCAGAAAAGCAGCCAAGUGCUUUAUUCUUAUCUAACAAUAGCAUAUACUUACUAGAUUCCGAUAAAAUUCAAAAAAUUUCAGAUGAUACUUUUGUUGAUGAUAUUUGCGCAAUUUCAUGUGGAACAAUCAUAUACAAAUCCAGGAAUGCACUUUAUAAGCAGAAUGUUAUUAAUAAACAAACUCGAACAGAACUUCCACCUCUUGUUCCAAAUUUUCAAAGAAUUUUAAAGAUAUUCUCAUUUAACUUAGCUCACAUAGGUAUUAUAUCCCAAGACAUAUACAACAAAUCAAUCAUUUUUGUUCAAAUUGUACAUUUUUCCGCUGAUGGAAAAAUAUUGAAAUCAUUUGUAUGCAAACACACACUUUCGCUACAGAUCCCAGAUAAUAUUAACUUUGAUGUUGCAACUUUCACAACUUCUUGUGUUUUUUGCAUUUUUAAUACAAAAAUCGGAUUUAUUAAGUUUUAUCAAUGCCCAAUUCUCAGUUUAUUUAAAGAGAUAGGUACUAUUCCAGCAAUCAAGCCUUCAGAUGUCAUUUCUAUUGAUAUUUCUGAUGAUAAAAUUAUAUUCCAUUCAAAGAAAGCGGAUUCAGAUAAAGUUGAAGCCAAAAUAUAUACAAUUGGCCAUAACCAAUACUCCUUACCAUAUCCAAAUCCACUAGCUCUUCAGUUUAUGGCAGAUCAAAGAAUUAUUCCUUUGAUAAAAGUUGCAGAAACAGAAGCAACAAAUAUAUAUGAAGAAGAAACACAUGUCGAAGAAAGUACUGCAGUUAAACCAGCUGAAACAGAAAAAGUAGAAAAUCAACCUAUCAAAUCCACAAAAGAAGACAAACAGAACGAGCCAGUACCACAACAAGCUCCUCCAACACAAGUACAGAUCAUUAAUCAGCCACAAGUUGUUUCUAAAGCCCAAAUUCCUAAAAUUGAUCCAGAAAUUUUCAGAAAACUCCUUGAAGAAGAGAAAGCGAAGAUAAUAUCCGAACUCAUGACCGAAAUCAAUAAAGAUCUGACCGAAUUUAUUAAAUUCAAACUUCCAAAUGUUAAGAAUUUAAUAAAAGAUGUAAAUACAUUAAGAAAACAAUUCGAAGACUGCAUAGUACAAUAUCUAUUGUAUGAUGCGAGAAUAAAUGCUCAAAAACCCGUAGAAGAAGACGUUUUAUGUGAAGAUGACUCAUCAGAUCACGAAGAACCCACAAAAGAGUAUGAUUUAAACGAAGAACAAUCUGUUGAAGAUGAAGAUGUCUUAUGUCAUUCAGAAAUUUACGAAGAUGCCAUUGAAUUAAGAAAGCAAUUGAAGUUUUCAGUUCCACACCGUAGGAAAACUUCAGUUGCUAGGCGACUCAGACGUAUUAUCCAUUAA
This is a messenger RNA of Trichomonas vaginalis G3, 1737 nucleotides long. RefSeq lists its product as uncharacterized. The transcript has a single exon. The record is from RefSeq and is a predicted model, not a curated record. The coding region runs from base 1 to 1737 and encodes 578 amino acids. NCBI's taxonomy places the organism in Eukaryota, Parabasalia, Trichomonadida, Trichomonadidae.